AUGCUUUUGCUCAAGCUUGCUACCGUGUUUGCCCUGAUGGCCGCAACUCCUGCGAUUGGUGGCUCCGUCAACCCGGGUGUGUCUCGCUCGGCGUGCAUUAGCCAGAGUGUCGAUCGGGCCCGAGCUCGAGCUUCGCAAGCCGAUGCUGUUGUCUGCUACCACGGUGAAUAUGACAUUGUCAACAAGGAUGGAAACACUUUUGGCCUACUGUUCCAAGUACAGUGCGGCGAGGAGAGGGUCAACGUCGAUUGCUUUUGGAUGGAUGGCCCCGCAAUCUUCAAUGGUCACGACGAUGGCGGAUCAGACAACCUCGGCUACAGCAUGGACACCACAAAGUGCCAGUUCAGUUCCUUCUGGCGUUCCGUCAAGUGCCAGGGGUGA
Molecule: messenger RNA, 381 nt
Organism: Moesziomyces antarcticus
Lineage: Eukaryota; Fungi; Basidiomycota; Ustilaginomycetes; Ustilaginales; Ustilaginaceae
Exons: 1
Coding region: 1-381 (126 amino acids)
Source: RefSeq, a predicted model, not a curated record